Molecule: messenger RNA, 1012 nt
Organism: Eupeodes corollae
Lineage: Eukaryota; Metazoa; Arthropoda; Insecta; Diptera; Syrphidae
Gene: Vps60
Product: charged multivesicular body protein 5
Exons: 5
Coding region: 145-825 (226 amino acids)
Biological process (GO): late endosome to vacuole transport via multivesicular body sorting pathway; vesicle budding from membrane
Cellular component (GO): multivesicular body
Source: RefSeq, a predicted model, not a curated record
CAUAACAGCACAAACAGAAACAAGAAAUUCGUCAUCUUAUCAGAAGACACCAUCAAUUUCAAUAAUUUUCAAUCAAAUACUCUCAAAUCUUAAAGAUUUAUUUUAUUUUAUAUUUUCCUUAAAUCUAACAACAAAUUAAACAAAAUGAAUCGUUUAUUUGGAAAAGCAAAACCCAAAGUUCCACCACCAAAUAUUAAUGAUUGCAUUGCUGGGAUUGAUACUCGAGCGAAUAGUAUUGAAGAAAAAGUUAAUAAAUUGGAAGCUGAACUACGCAAAUAUCGUGACCAGAUGAGCAAAAUGCGUGAGGGUCCGGCCAAGAACUCUGUCAAGCAGAAAGCAAUGCGAGUUCUGAAACAAAAGAAGGCUUAUGAACAACAAAUUGAGAGUCUCCGCAAUCAAUCAUUCAACAUGGAACAAGCCAAUUAUGCUGCUCAAACUCUGAAAGAUACCAAUGCCACAGUAAUUGCCAUGAAAGAUGGGGUCAAACAAAUGAAGAAAGAGUUCAAGAACAUCAACAUUGAUAGCAUUGAAGAUAUUCAUGAUGAUAUGGCUGAUAUGUUGGAGGAAGCCGAUGAAGUCCAACAGGCAUUGGGACGUACUUACAACAUGCCAGAGGUCGACGAUGAGGAACUCGAAUCAGAAUUAAUGGCAUUGGGUGAUGAAAUUGCUUUGGAUGAUGAUACAAGCUACUUGGAUGAUGUUGUCCGAGCUCCAGCAGCCCCUGACCGUGAACCUGGCGCAGAUAGCCUUAAACCAACAGCAACGGGCGGAAUCGAAGUAGACGAAUUUGGCUUGCCAAAAGUACCAACUUCUCUCAAGACCUAAUAAACCAAAAAUAUUUCGAAUGUUUUUUUUUUAUUUUUUUUUUUCUUAUAUUUUCACAGCUUGUUGAUCAAAAAUUCAAUUUUCUUGCAAUACUAAAAAAUUAAUACUAAAAGCAGUUCUUUAUAUUUUAUCUAAUUUUAAGUUUGAAUAUCAUUUAAAAAUGUAAUAAACGUUCUUAAACUAAAAA